This is a messenger RNA of Tripterygium wilfordii, 1869 nucleotides long. RefSeq names its product abscisic acid 8'-hydroxylase CYP707A2-like. Gene Ontology annotation, molecular function: iron ion binding; (+)-abscisic acid 8'-hydroxylase activity; heme binding. Gene Ontology annotation, biological process: abscisic acid metabolic process; sterol metabolic process. NCBI's taxonomy places the organism in Eukaryota, Viridiplantae, Streptophyta, Magnoliopsida, Celastrales, Celastraceae. The transcript has 7 exons. The record is from RefSeq and is a predicted model, not a curated record. The coding region runs from base 83 to 1489 and encodes 468 amino acids.
UCCACACCACAACCCAGCUUGUGUUCUCUACUUGUUUUAGACACUAGUAGACUAACCAGAGCAAACAAGAAAUUCAGGAAGGAUGUUUAUGUUUAUCUUCUGGUUCUCAUUUGCUUCCAUUCUCUUCAUCUUUCUUCUCCAUUCCCUUUUCAAAUUCUUCAAUUCCAGCCCACUGAAACUCCCUCUUCCUCCUGGCUCCUUGGGUUGGCCUUACAUCGGGGAGACCUUCCAACUCUACUCUCAAGACCCAAAUGUUUUCUUUGCCUCUAAACAACUCAGGUAUGGCUCCAUCUUCAAGACCCACAUCUUGGGAUGUCCUUGCGUGAUGAUUUCGAGCCCAGAGGCAGCUAAAUUUGUUCUUGUCACAAAAGCUAAUCUCUUUAAGCCGACAUUUCCAGCUAGUAAAGAGAGGAUGCUGGGCAAGCAAGCUAUCUUCUUCCACCAGGGAGACUACCAUGCCAAGUUAAGGAAGCUUGUCCUUCGAGCUUUCAUGCCCGAAUCAAUCAAGAACAUAGUUGGCGAGAUAGAGUCCCUUGCCGUCGACUCUCUCAAGUCUUGGGAAGGCCGAUUGGUCAACACUUUCCAAGAAAUGAAAACAUAUGCAUUCAAUGUUGCACUGCUCUCCAUAUUUGGCAAGGACGAAGUCCUGUACAGAGAAGAUCUGAAGAAGUGCUACUACAUUCUUGAGAAGGGAUACAACUCCAUGCCCAUUAACCUUCCGGGGACACUCUUCCACAAAUCGAUGAAAGCAAGACAGGAACUGGCAGAGAUCUUGGCCAAAAUCCUGUCCAAGAGGAGACAGAUGAAGGUCCAACACAAGGACUUGCUGGGAUCUUUCAUGGACGACAAAGAAGACCUCACCGACCAACAGAUCGCAGAUAACAUAAUUGGAGUUAUAUUCGCAGCUCGUGACACCACAGCCAGUGUUUUGACAUGGAUUCUCAAGUACCUUGGAGAGAACCCGAGUGUUCUCCGAGCAGUUACGGAAGAGCAAGAGAGUAUAAGGCAGAGUAAAGAUAAAUUUCUGAGCUGGGCUGAUACCAAGAAAAUGCCAAUGACUUCAAGGGUUAUCCAAGAGACACUCAGAGUGGCUUCAAUUUUGUCUUUUACCUUCAGAGAGGCUGUUGAAGAUGUUGAAUAUCAAGGAUAUCUUAUCCCAAAAGGGUGGAAAGUGUUGCCCCUAUUCAGAAACAUUCACCACAGCCCAGAAAACUUCCCAGAUCCUGAAAAGUUUGAUCCCUCCAGAUUUGAGGUUGCUCCCAAACCCAAUACAUUUAUGCCAUUUGGCAAUGGGGUCCACUCAUGCCCGGGGAAUGAGUUAGCCAAGGUGGAAAUUUUGGCCCUUCUCCACCACAUAACCACAGAGUACAGGUGGUCUAUUGUUGGUUCAAAUAAUGGGAUUCAGUAUGGCCCUUUCGCUCUUCCCCAGAAUGGCCUUCCCAUCAAAUUACACCGAAAGACGAGAAACUUUCUAAAUAUAGAGAAAUAGCUAGGAUUAUCUCCUUUCUUGAGAAGAGGAAUAUGAAGAAGAGGAAUAGGUAUACACCCAAAGGAGACAAAACAAAAGAAAGAAAGAAAACAGAAACGAACCCAUGCAAGUGUGUACAGAAAAGUCUGCUGCAUACUUCAUAUAUAUAAUUCACUAGUUCAUACCCAGAUAGAGAAAGCAGGCAAAUUUAUGUUCAUUGUUUGAAAUAUGAUAUGAUUAGAGACCAAAUUGACAAAUUUUUUGUAACUAGAUUUUCCUUGUACUAUAACAAACUCCCCCCGCAAGGCAGGAGUCAAAAUUUCAAUGAGCAGAAGUUCUGAUUUUUAUUAUUGUCUGUACUGUACUCCUGCAAAAUCAAUAUGUGACGAGUAUUCAGAGUA